AUGUCCGCCGAAAAUACCUCUGUGACGCCGCUCUGGCUGGACGUUGAUCCUGGUCACGAUGACGCAUUCGCCCUCCUCCUAGCCGCGCACAACCCCAACGUCCAUCUUCUCGGCGUCAGCACCGUCCACGGCAAUGCGUCGCUCGAGCACACCACUCAGAACGGCUUGAGCAUCCUGGAAGCCAUCGGCUGCCGCGACAUUCCUCUCUAUCCUGGCGCCAGCAAGCCUCUCGUCCGCGACGCUGUGCACGCCGCCAGCAUCCACGGCGAGUCUGGCUUGGAUGGGACGACCAUCAUGCCCAAGCCCGUGCGGGCUGCGGUCCGGGAUGUCGACUGCGUCGAGGCCAUGUACAAGGCUCUGAUCACGACGCCUCCGAAGACGGCUUGGCUUGUUGCGACGGGAACGUUGACGAAUGCGGCACGCGUCAUCAAGGAGCACCCUGAUUUGGCGGGGCAUCUGAAGGGCUUCAGCAUCAUGGGCGGUGCUAUAGGCGGCGGCUUCACGGAUGCACCGCUGGGAAGGGUAGCGGGUGAAGGGGAGAGGGUUGGUAACUGGACGCCGUACGCAGAAUUUAACAUUUAUUGCGACCCCGAAGCAGCCCAGUUCCUGCUCACCCACCCCAUCAUCGCCCCCAAAACCACCAUCAUGCCCCUCGACGUAACCCACCAAGUCCUCGGCACGCCAUCCGUCCAAAGCAAACUCCUCGGCCUCCCCGGCGGUAUCCCAGCCCGCGACUCCCCCGAAAAGCCUCUGCCAACGCCCAUCCGCGCCCUCUUCCACGAAAUCAUGACCUUCUUCGCCAAAACAUACGCCGAAGAAUUCGCCCUCACCGACGGCCCACCCCUGCACGACCCGCUCGCCGUGGCCGCGACCUUCGCGCCCGACCUCUUCGUCGACAACGGCGGCGAGAGAUUCGCCGUCCGCGUCGUCACCGACGGCGAGCACCGCGCCGACCCGGCCCUCAACCUGGCCGACGCCGAGGCCGUGGGCCAGCUGGGCCGCACACUAAUCACUGAAGUGGUGGCGGAAGAGGAAGGUAGGAGAGAAGGCGUCCGCAUACCGCGCACGUUGGACGUAGCGCGAUUCUGGGAUUUGAUCGACCAGGCGCUGGCGGCUGCGGAGAAGGUGUCGCCGUUGCCGGCGUUGGAGGCUGAUUGGUGGAAGACGAGGGAGUGA
Molecule: messenger RNA, 1176 nt
Organism: Lasiodiplodia theobromae
Lineage: Eukaryota; Fungi; Ascomycota; Dothideomycetes; Botryosphaeriales; Botryosphaeriaceae
Product: Uridine nucleosidase
Exons: 7
Coding region: 1-1176 (391 amino acids)
Biological process (GO): purine nucleoside catabolic process
Cellular component (GO): cytosol
Molecular function (GO): purine nucleosidase activity
Source: RefSeq, a predicted model, not a curated record